AUGGAGAGUGUCAAGAAUGGUGUCUUAAUGAGACUUCCAACUGGUUUUAAGUUCGAACCGACCAAUGAAGAGCUCAUUCUUCAUUACCUGCGCAAUAAGGUCAUGUCCCACCCAUUGCCCUCUCUCAUUAUACCUGAAUUCGAAAUCUGUAAAUCGGAUCCAUGGGAUUUGCCAGGUGAUUCUGAGAAAGAGAAAUACUUCUUCAGCGUCAAUGAAGCCAUUUACCCAAAUGGGGACAUCCCCAGCCGCUCCUUCGGCUACUGGAAGGCCACCGGAAUCGACAGACAAAUCGUGGCUUCAGAGGGAAAUGAAGUAAUUCUGGGUAUGAUGAAAAUCUUUGUCUAUUACAGAGGCAUGUUUCCAAACGGUUUCGAGACCGAUUGGUUCAUGCACCAGUAUCGCAUGCCUGCGCCUUCCGCCGCCGCUGACGGUUCAGCCGUCAAUCCCAAGAAAAAGAUCAAACUUUCCAAGAGCUCGGACAAUGCUGCGGCCGCCAUGAACAAGAACUGGGUUCUGAGCAAGAUUUAUCGAAAGAAGGAGGCGAAGAUGCGGUUCUUCUACGAUCUGACCGUUGAUCCUUCUUCUUCUUUUUCAUCUUCUUCUUCUUCUUCUUCUUCCGAUUCAAGUGAGAUUACAGUGGAAAGCCCUCUUACCCAUGAACCAGAUCAUCAAGAGGAAAGCAGCAGCAGCAGCAGCAAUAAACCUUAG
Messenger RNA from Impatiens glandulifera, 708 nucleotides. Its product is annotated as NAC domain-containing protein 83-like. Bases 1 to 708 code for a protein of 235 amino acids. Lineage: Eukaryota; Viridiplantae; Streptophyta; Magnoliopsida; Ericales; Balsaminaceae. Gene Ontology annotation, molecular function: DNA binding. The transcript has 3 exons. The record is from RefSeq and is a predicted model, not a curated record. Gene Ontology annotation, biological process: regulation of DNA-templated transcription.